AUGUCGGAAACACCAGAGCUCAUGGCCGCAGCCACCAUGAACCGGUCGGGGUUCCCGCCAAUAUCCUACCACACUCCUCAGUCAAACUCACCAGCAUCCGUGCAAUCGCCUCAGCACGACCAGCAUGGCCGGCCCAUCUACGGACAGCCGCCUAGCCAGAUGCCACAGUCAAUGUACUACACGCCCUACGCGUCCACGGGAGUUCCACAGCAGUCACCGUAUCCCCAGCAUCCAUCAACACAGCAGCAGCAACAGCCAAUGCCUACCAAUUCGCUUUUGAUGUCCCACCAGCAAGGUCAACAAAUGCACCACCCACAUCAACCCCACCCUCAGACCCCUGGUAUGACCGGAAGCCCCAAAUCACGCAUGUCACAGACGCCUCUCCAGCGACCUCCCUCAGGACUUGGCCCGCCUCAAGCGCCGCCUCAAGCUCCUCCGGUUGGCACUCCGGGUAUGCACAACGGGCCUCCUUCCGCGGCAAAUGUAAACCCUAACGCGGCACCUGGACCCAUUCCUGCGACUACACCAUUGGUAGUUCGCCAGGAUCAGAAUGGGGUGCAGUGGAUCGCCUUUGAGUACAGUCGCGACAGGGUGAAGAUGGAGUACACCAUUCGCUGUGAUGUCGAGUCGAUCAACGUCGACGAGCUGCCCCAGGACUUUAAGACGGAGAACUGCGUCUACCCCCGCGCAUGCUGCAAUAAGGAGCAGUACAAGGGUAACCGAUUGCACUACGAGACCGAGUGCAACACUGUUGGCUGGGCAUUAGCGCAGCUGAACCCGUGCCUGCGAGGCAAGCGCGGUUUGAUCCAGCGAGCAGUCGACAGCUGGCGCAACAGCAACCAAGACCCGCGCCUCAGGAGUCGACGCGUAAGGAGGAUGGCCAAGAUGAACAACCGAAAGGCAGUUCAAGCGCCACACGGCAACCACAUGGCAGGGCCAAAUGGGCCAGCUGCACCUGGCGUGCCCAACUCAGCCGGCAUGGCGGCACCACCGCAGCAGCCGAGCAUGAGUAUGGGUGGACCUCAGAUGCACCACCAUCACGAACACCCGGGAGGACCUCAAGGAGGAAGUAAUGACGUUAGCGCGAAUACCCACCAUCAUCAAGCGCCAAACGGACAGCAGUCACCCGAAGUCCGGGAGGCUCACAACUUCUACCCAACUUACCCGCCGAACGAAUCGGUCGCCAGCUCCGGUGGCCUUCCUCCCAUGCAUGACGGUAUGGGACAUCACUCACGAUCAUCGCAUGGUUCUUCAGUACCUGUUUCGAAACAGGAGCAAGACGAAGAAGAGCGCAAACUUGCCAUGUUUGGCGACCUACCGGAAGCUAAGCGCCGCAAGUUCAUCCUGGUUGACGAUGCGCAGCGGGGAACACGCGUGCGUGUUCGAGUGACCCUGGACAGCGUCAAGAUGGAGGAGAUGCCUGACUCUUAUCGCAAGAUCAACUCAGUAUUCCCCCGUAGCUAUUUCGCCAUGCAAAUGACGUCGCCUCCUGCAAGCCCUCGUGGCAGCAAGGUCUUCAGCGACGAGCCUGACAAUGAGAGCGACCCCAGCUUUCCCUUGGGAGGACGGACUACGGUGCCAGUUCCGACACUGGAUGGCGAGACCACUGUGCCGAAGCCUCGUUUGACGCGGGCGAAGCGGUCGAAGGAGAUUACGCUCAACGAUCUGGGCUACCGCAUGAGCUGGAGCCAGAGCCGUGUUUUCGCGGGUCGCACUCUGUUCCUGCAGAAAUCUUUGGACGCCUAUCGCAACAAGAUGCGAAGCAGCAUGAUGGGCCAUGGGCAAGAUGUCACCACCGUGGCGCCACACUUCGAAACGCGCGUGGGAAAGCGCAGGUGGAACGACAGAAUCGAGAAGAACAAGAAGAGAGGGCGCGAGUCUUCACCUUAA
Molecule: messenger RNA, 1890 nt
Organism: Didymosphaeria variabile
Lineage: Eukaryota; Fungi; Ascomycota; Dothideomycetes; Pleosporales; Didymosphaeriaceae
Exons: 4
Coding region: 1-1890 (629 amino acids)
Source: RefSeq, a predicted model, not a curated record